GGCGAGAGGGCGGCGGGCCGGCGGGCGGAGUGGGCCUGGGCUCGAGAAGUUUGCGCGGCGGCUGGUGAGCGCCGGGUGCGGGCCCCGCCGGCCGUGCGCGCCCGCUGCCAUGGCUUUCCGCCGGAGGACGAAAAGUUACCCGCUCUUCAGCCAGGAGUUCGUCAUCCACAACCAUGCAGACAUCGGCUUCUGCCUGGUGCUCUGCGUCCUCAUCGGGCUUAUGUUCGAGGUCACCGCCAAGACUGCCUUCCUAUUUAUUUUACCUCAGUAUAAUGUUAGCGUGCCUACAGCAGAUGGCGAGACGGUGCACUACCACUACGGGCCGAAGGACCUGGUCACAGUCUUGUUCUACAUCUUCAUCACCAUCAUCCUGCAUGCUGUGGUGCAGGAGUACAUUUUAGACAAAAUCAGCAAACGGCUUCAUCUCUCCAAGGUCAAGCACAGCAAGUUCAACGAAUCUGGACAGCUGGUCGUCUUUCACCUCAGCUCGGUGAUCUGGUGCUUCUAUGUGGUGGUGACGGAAGGAUAUUUAACAAACCCAAGGAGCCUCUGGGAAGACUAUCCGCAUGUGUACCUCCCCUUCCAGGUGAAGUUCUUCUACCUGUGCCAGCUGGCCUACUGGCUGCACGCACCUCCUGAGCUCUACUUCCAGAAGGUGCGGAAGGAGGAGAUUCCCCGGCAGCUCCAGUACAUCUGCCUGUACCUGGUCCAUAUUGCGGGCGCGUACCUCUUCAAUCUGAGCCGCCUGGGCCUGGUCCUGCUCCUGCUGCAGUACUCGACCGAGUUCCUCUUCCACACGGCUCGGCUCUGCUACUUUGCAGACGAGAACAACGAGAAGCUGUUUAACGCCUGGGCUGCUGCAUUUGGAGUCACCCGCCUCUUCAUCCUCACCCUCGCCGUGCUGGCCAUUGGCUUUGGCCUCGCUCGCGUGGAAAACCAGGCCUUUGACCCCGAGAAAGGGAACUUCAACACGUUACUUUGCAGGCUGUGCAUGCUGCUCCUGGUGUGCGCCGCCCAGGCCUGGCUCAUGUGGCGCUUCAUCCACUCCCAGCUGCGGCACUGGCGCGAGCACUGGAGCGAGCAGAGCGCCAAGCGCAGAGUGCCCGCCGCGCCCAGGCUGGCAGCCAGGCUCAUCAAGAGGGAGUCGGGUCCUGGGGCGCUCGCUGCCAGCCCCGCGCUCUCUGUCCAGCCUGGGGGCCUGUCUGCACCAGGCUCUGUUUCCUGAGUCGCCGGCCUCUCUCCAGGUUACCACGAAAACGGAGUGGUGAAAGCAGAGAACGGAACCUCCACACGGACUAAGAAACUCAAGUCUCCUUAGGGCCGAGGUGCUGAGAACAGGAAUGCUCUCACGGGCCCAGCAGGGAGGCCCCCCUCCUGCUCCGAUGCCCCAUCUCACACAGUAGAAACCUGUCUUCACACAGGGCCUUUUCCUCUUCUUUACGUCUUGGCUUUCUCUUCUUUCUCUGUGAACCAUUCUCAAUAAAACCAAAAAUCUUCCUCUU
This is a messenger RNA of Lagenorhynchus albirostris (white-beaked dolphin), 1502 nucleotides long. RefSeq names its product translocation associated membrane protein 2 (gene TRAM2). Gene Ontology annotation, biological process: protein insertion into ER membrane; SRP-dependent cotranslational protein targeting to membrane, translocation. The coding region runs from base 110 to 1225 and encodes 371 amino acids. Gene Ontology annotation, cellular component: endoplasmic reticulum membrane. The transcript has 12 exons. The record is from RefSeq and is a predicted model, not a curated record. Lineage: Eukaryota; Metazoa; Chordata; Mammalia; Artiodactyla; Delphinidae.